AUGAGGCAUGAUUUAGCAUCCUUGAUGCCAGCCCCUAAGAGUCUGGGAAGUGCAUUUAAGUCCUGGAGGUUGGACAAGGCCCCCUCCCCACAGCACACCUUUCCAUCCACUUCUAUCCCAGGCAUGGCUUUUGCUCUCCUGGCCUCCGUGCCCCCGGUGUUUGGACUCUACACGUCUUUCUUCCCCGUCCUCAUCUACAGCUUGCUAGGUACUGGGAGACACCUGUCCACAGGAACUUUCGCCAUACUCAGCCUCAUGACAGGCUCGGCCGUCGAGCGGCUGGUGCCGGAACCUCUCGUGGGGAACCUGAGCGGAAUCGAGAAGGAGCAGCUGGACGCUCAGCGGGUUGGGGUAGCCGCGGCCAUGGCCUUCGGGAGCGGGGCGUUGAUGCUGGGGAUGUUCGUGCUGCAGCUCGGCGUCUUGUCCACCUUUUUGUCCGAGCCUGUGGUCAAGGCGCUGACCAGCGGGGCCGCGCUGCACGUGUUCGUGUCCCAGCUGCCGAGCCUCUUGGGGUUGUCCCUCCCGCGCCAGAUCGGCUGCUUCUCUCUCUUCAAGACGCUGGCUGCCGUGCUGACUGCGCUGCCCCCGAGCAGUCCGGCCGAACUGACCAUCUCCGCGCUCAGCCUGGAGCUGCUCGUGCCGGUCAAAGAAUUGAACGUGAGAUUCCGAGACCGGCUACUCACGCCGAUCCCGGGGGAAGUCGUCUUGGUGCUUCUGGCCUUUCUCUGCUUCACCUCUUCUCUGGACACAAGAUACCAUGUCCAGAUAGUGGGGCUGUUGCCUGGAGGAUUUCCCCAACCCCUCCUCCCCAACCUGGCUGAGCUGCCCAGGAUUCUGGCUGACUUGCUGCCCAUUGCACUGGUUACUGUUGUGGUGUCUGCCUCCCUGGCCUCCAUCUAUGCAGACAAGUAUAGCUACACUAUUGACUCCAACCAGCUCCUGGCACAUGGUGCCUCCAACCUCAUCUCCUCCCUCUUCUCUUGCUUUCCCAACUCGGCUACGCUGGCCACCACCAGUCUACUGGUCGAUGCUGGUGGGAAAACACAGCUGGCAGGCCUCUUCUCCUGCAUAGUGGUCUUGUCGGUGCUGCUGUGGCUGGGGCCCUUCUUUUACUAUCUGCCCAAGGCUGUCCUGGCUUGCAUCAACAUCUCCAGCAUGCGCCAGAUGUUCUGCCAGAUGCAGGAACUUCCACAACUAUGGCACAUCAGCCAAGUGGACUUUCUCCUGCAGGUCCCGGGGCUCUGCAUCCUGAGCUAUCCAACACCACUGUACUUUGAGACCUGUGGGCAGUUUCGCUGCAACCUGGAGUGGCACCUGGGGCUCGGAGAAGGAGAAAAGGAGACUUCAAAGCCAGAUGGCCCAACAGUUGCAGUUGCUGAGCCUGUCAGGGUGGUGGUCCUAGACUUCAGUGGUGUCACCUUUGCAGAUGCUGCUGGGGCCAGAGAAGUGGUGGAGGUGAGGGAGAGGCUGGCCAGCCAAUGUCGAGAUGCUAGGAUCCGCCUCCUCCUGGCUCAGUGUAAUGCCUCCGUGCUUGGGACACUGACCCGGGCAGGACUUCUGGACAGGGUGACCCCAGAUCAGCUGUUUGUGAGUGUGCAGGAUGCAGCUGCUUAUGCCCUGGGGAGCCUGGUAAGGGGCAGUAGCGCCAGGAGUGGGAGCCAGGAGGCACUGGGCUGCGGCAAGUGAGGCAGGGGUAAGUGGCUGGAG
Nomascus leucogenys (northern white-cheeked gibbon) is the source of this 1707-nucleotide messenger RNA. It is a transcript of the gene SLC26A10P, whose product is annotated as solute carrier family 26 member 10. NCBI's taxonomy places the organism in Eukaryota, Metazoa, Chordata, Mammalia, Primates, Hylobatidae. Gene Ontology annotation, cellular component: membrane. The record is from RefSeq and is a predicted model, not a curated record. Gene Ontology annotation, biological process: transmembrane transport. Gene Ontology annotation, molecular function: bicarbonate transmembrane transporter activity; oxalate transmembrane transporter activity; sulfate transmembrane transporter activity.